Messenger RNA from Folsomia candida, 1459 nucleotides. Its product is annotated as retinal-binding protein. The coding region runs from base 138 to 1364 and encodes 408 amino acids. Gene Ontology annotation, cellular component: cytoplasm. The record is from RefSeq and is a predicted model, not a curated record. Lineage: Eukaryota; Metazoa; Arthropoda; Collembola; Entomobryomorpha; Isotomidae. The transcript is spliced from 5 exons.
GUUUUUAUCAUGACAGGCCAAAUAUAACAGACCCUGAAAUCACUUGUCAUCCAGUCUUCUUGUUCAUCUCUAGUCGAACGGCGAAAGUAUAUUUAUUUCUGCUAAAAAACCGGUGUGCCUUCUAAAUUUUCCAAAUCAUGGCGUCCGAAGUGUUCCAAUCCGCUUUUGCUUCGAGCUUAGAAUAUACCGCAGAAGAAAAAGAAAAAAUAUCCCAGCUCCGGAACAAUGUUGCCGAUCUUGGUCUACAAGGAGAUCAACUUGAUGAUUCAUUUCUCGUCAAAUGGUUACGAGCAAGGUAUCUCGAUCUUCCCAAGGCAGAAGAGAUGUUACGAAAAUCCAUGAAAUGGCGGAAAGAAAACGAAGUUGACACCAUUUUGGAACGAGAGGGUCACACAAUUCCCCCCGACAUGGUGAAAUUGGGUCCUAUCGCGUUCUGCGGGAUUUCGAAGGAUGGCUACGGCGUGUUCGUUGCCCCCUGGGGGAGACACGACUUACGUUCCCAUAUUGAAAAAUAUGGGACGGAAGAGUGUCUGAAAUAUAAUACGAUAUUUAUGGAAAAAAUGGUCAAAAUUAUGCAAGACGAGGGAGCCAAGGUUGGCAUGAAGGUCACACAAAUGAUCGAAAUUGCUGAUUUUGAAGGAUAUUCAUACCGACAAAUGGCUACGAAGCAAUGUCGCGAAUUCAUGAUUAAAAUGCAAACCUCCAUGGAUGAGAACUACCCAGAAAUACUGCGAUACGCAAUGUUCAUCAAUGUUCCCAAAGUUUUCGCACUCAUUUACAACAUGCUUAAACCCUUCAUGCCUAAAGCGACCCUGGAUAAGAUUGAUAUUUACGGACCAGACAAGGAAAAGUGGGCAGCAGUUGUGAAACAAAAGUUCCCAGUGGAGAGAAUUCCCCCGCACUGGGGAGGCACGCUUCUAGGAGAAGAUGACUAUUGUAGUGGUGACCCCAUUUGGAUUCAAGGCCCGGAUAAUAUGACCGCCUUUAUGAGAGGAUUAACUGAGGAGGACGCCGCCUUUGAGAAGGUGACCAUUGCUGCACGUGAGCGAUACAUUCAAGAAGUCGAAGUCUUAGGGAAGGAUACAAUUAUCGAGUGGAAAUUCAAAUCCGAAGGGCACGAUGUCGGAUUUCAAUUAUUUUAUUCAAAGGAGGCUCGUGCCAAGAAGGAUAAAUCGGUCGAUAUCAUUCCUCUCUCUCGAGUCGAUGCCCACACUCAGGUGCAAGUGGGAUCACACGUUUGUGAAAAUGAGGGAAUUUAUUCCCUCGUUUUUGACAAUGGAUUCAGUCUUAUGAAAGCCAAGACGGUCAUGUAUCAAAUAUCGUUCGUUGAUCCAGCCACCAGUCAAGAUAACCCUGAAGCUUAACAUGAGAAGCUAAUUGAUUACUAAUUGAUUUGAGUAUUAAUUGUAAAAAUCAAUGCAAAAAGUAAAUAAAUAAAUCGUUAUUAUCCGUUUUCAAA